Molecule: messenger RNA, 1582 nt
Organism: Cavia porcellus (domestic guinea pig)
Lineage: Eukaryota; Metazoa; Chordata; Mammalia; Rodentia; Caviidae
Gene: Rab8a
Product: RAB8A, member RAS oncogene family
Exons: 8
Coding region: 63-686 (207 amino acids)
Biological process (GO): neurotransmitter receptor transport to postsynaptic membrane; Golgi vesicle fusion to target membrane; regulation of exocytosis
Cellular component (GO): endosome; dendritic spine; synaptic vesicle
Molecular function (GO): GTP binding; GTPase activity
Source: RefSeq, a predicted model, not a curated record
GACGGGGUGGGCGGCCAGUGGCGAGGCAGCGGCCGCACUUCCCGUCUGGGAGAGAGUGUAAUAUGGCGAAGACCUACGAUUACCUGUUCAAGCUGCUGCUCAUCGGGGACUCGGGGGUGGGGAAGACCUGUGUCCUGUUCCGCUUCUCCGAGGACGCCUUCAACUCCACUUUUAUCUCCACCAUAGGAAUUGACUUUAAAAUUAGGACCAUCGAGCUCGAUGGCAAGAGGAUCAAACUGCAGAUUUGGGACACAGCCGGGCAGGAGCGGUUUCGGACGAUCACAACGGCCUACUACCGGGGCGCCAUGGGUAUCAUGCUGGUCUAUGACAUCACCAACGAGAAGUCCUUCGACAACAUCCGGAACUGGAUCCGGAACAUCGAGGAGCAUGCCUCUGCUGACGUGGAGAAGAUGGUCUUGGGGAACAAGUGCGACGUGAAUGACAAGAGACAAGUGUCCAAGGAGCGGGGCGAGAAGCUGGCCCUUGACUAUGGAAUCAAGUUCAUGGAGACCAGCGCCAAGGCCAACAUCAACGUGGAGAAUGCAUUUUUCACUCUCGCCAGAGAUAUCAAAGCAAAAAUGGACAAAAAAUUGGAAGGCAACAGCCCACAGGGCAGCAGCCAGGGGGUGAAGAUCACGCCAGACCCACAGAAGCGGAGUUCCUUCUUCCGCUGCAUCCUCCUGUGAGGGCGCCCACGAGCCUGGCUCACUGAGCUGACUGUGCCUGACCCGGGCCUGCAUCCAGCAGACCUUCGAGCCACACCAGAGGCCCAUGCCACCAGACCUCCACGAGAAACUGUCUAUUUUAGUAACCGUCUGAUCCUUUCAACUCGGAGAUGGAAAGAAUUAAGAAUCUGCUAUUUUCCUGUAACCUCCGACCUCGGGCCCACAGGCGACAUCUCGUGGCAGAGAACACCGGCCGAGGCAGGUGGCAGAGUCCAUGGGAUGCCCAGCCCUGGCCAGAAGUGCCACCGCAAGCCUGGUGUCGGCCGCCACCAACUCUCGGUUUUGGACAAAUGACAAUUACAUUCCUCCCCCUAACUGUUAAACCAAAGGGAAGCACAGUAAAGACAUCCGCUCACUGCGGUCAGGACAGGCCCUAGGCGGCUCCGCUGGCCCCUCAGUGAGGGGACACCGGCAACAGGUGCCCUGUCCCCGACACCGCAUGGGACCUUCUUUCUAGCUGAGAUUUUAUUUUUCCAGAGUCGAUUGCCAGCAAGCAACACCACUCCUGCUGCCCACCUGGAGGCAGAGCCAGCCAGCCGGGCUGCGUAUCCCCACCUGACAUGGGUACCAGUGGCCACCCAUGGUCUGUGCAGCUGUCGCUGGCUCUCCUGGGCCAGGAGUGAUGGCCCAGCCUGGCUAGAGAGGCUGCAGUUCAGAACAGGCUGUCACCCGGUGCCUGCUCUCACCUUGGCCCCUGCCCUAGGCACUAUCAGCCAGUCCUUGUGUCACAGCCCCCACUCCCGCUUCCCAGCUGAAACUCACCUGGCCACUGGCUAUCCUGUGUCUCUAACUUGCCCUGUCUGCGCCCAGACCUGCACCUACGGAGAGCAAAAGAUUAAAGCUCAUUUUAAAGCUCA